This is a messenger RNA of Heterobilharzia americana, 1477 nucleotides long. The record is from the annotation of a GenBank genome assembly. Lineage: Eukaryota; Metazoa; Platyhelminthes; Trematoda; Strigeidida; Schistosomatidae.
CAGAAAAGUAGUUAGCAUAUUCAGACUUACUGAGGCAAUUGGAGUAAACUGUAUCGAUUGCUGGGAAAUUGUAAGAGGGAGUGCUUCAAAAAUCAUACGCCUCCAAAAUUUGCACAAAUUACGUCGUACAUUGAAAUUGUUUCUUUUGGAGGUGGAAGAAACAAAUCGGACGUUGCUGCGACCUUCACAUCUGAUCAGUGGUAUUGUUUACUAAUAUUUAGGUGUUUCAUUCAUCAGAAUGUGGUAAUUUUUCUGAAAAGUUCAAUUAUUUGCCAUGUUUACUUGGUGGUACAAACUGCAAAUGUAGAACGAUGACGAGAGUAUUGUGUUCAGUAUCAAUCUGAAUGAAAAGAAAAUUCAUAUUGGCUUCAGUUUGAACCCGCUUUUGGAAAUUCAUUCCAGUUCCUUCCAUGAAAAAAGUUGCAUUAGUAACAGUUUCAGGUCUCCCUGGGAGUGGAAAGAGUACUUUAUGUGAACGUUUGUGCCGGUUGAGAACCAAUGACUGUUUCAUUGUUUGGAUAGAGUACGAUCGACUUAUUCCAAUACAAAUAUUCUCUGAGAGCUGUGAUAAUAAUGAAUGGAAAAACUGGCGUCAAGCUAUUCUUGGUUGCUCAGAGAAACUGUUAGCUUCUUGGAAAAGUAUUGAUUUUGUCCGAGUUUUGAAUGAAGAUGAAAAAGCUAUUUGGUUGAAUAUGAGUACAUAUUGCUCUUUGAAUACGCAGAACAUCAUAGUCUUACUGGACGAUAACUUUUACUACUCCAGUAUGCGUCGUCCAUUUUAUAGUCUAGCGAAGAAGUAUUCAUGUAGUUAUGUAUCAUUGGUUUGCAGUUGUGAGGUGGAUGUCUGUAUUCUUAGGAAUCGUAGCAGGUCAAGUCCUGUUCGUGAAGAUAUCAUUCAAAAGAUGGCGGAGAAGUUUGAAUGGCCUGAUCCAGUUAACAAUUCAUGGGAAAAACAUAGAUUUCUGGUCAACUCAUGCACUGAUGAUACGAAUUAUCCAGCUAGUUUACUGAAUUCCUUGAAAUUAGCACUGAAUUACCCGGUUAUUAAUGACGAUUUUAUGAAGGAUGAAGAGAGGCAUAAAAACAGAAUUAUAAACCUUGAAAAUUUACAUCAUAAUGCUGACAAUCACCUGAGAAAAGUUGCGAAUCAAAUGAUCAAAUCGAACGAUUCCUCACGUAGAGCUGUGUUUGCGAAGAUGAUAUUGGAUGUUAAGGCGGAAACGCUGCAAGUACUUCAUGAAGUCCUAUCGAAGGGAAAUCCUACCUGGACGGUUGAAAGUUUUCAACAAUUUGCGGAAAGCUUGUUUCAGGAAAAGCUUUCUGAAGCUUUUAAUAAUGGAAUACAAGCCGAUUAAAAAUGAAUUUUGUUUUCCCAAUUCGAUGUCAUGGAACAAUAAACGUGUAAAAUUUAAACGUAUUUAAAAUGCCCGUCAUUUGGAUCUACUUUUGUCGCAGUUAUUUAACGGGUCCAUUAAGA